Molecule: messenger RNA, 2089 nt
Organism: Myotis davidii
Lineage: Eukaryota; Metazoa; Chordata; Mammalia; Chiroptera; Vespertilionidae
Gene: MBLAC1
Product: metallo-beta-lactamase domain containing 1
Exons: 2
Coding region: 1123-1833 (236 amino acids)
Source: RefSeq, a predicted model, not a curated record
AAUCCUGAUGGUACAGCAUGGCAUAGCUAUGGGGAGAAAGGUGUGAGCAGUAGGUGGAAGCCCUACCCCAACGGAUGAGCCCUCUGCCUGCCAUCUAGCUCCCUUAGCUGUAGGUGUGGAGACGACUUUGAAGGCUUUCCCCUUUAAUUAUCUCUACUACUUCAACCCCACCCAGAGGUCAGCAAUGGCAUAGGAGUUGGGGGCCUUGGGGACGUCACUUGGCCUUGUUUAGACCCUUACAAGGAUGAAGCCAGAGGGCAUUCUCUGCGACUUACAUACACCGCCGAAGGCUACGUGCCAACUGAUGUGACCGCGGAGGGAGCGCUGGAUGGGGAUGGGGUGAUGCUGAUAAGUUAGGCGGAGUAGGCACUUAGUCUACUUUAUAUUAAUUCCACCGAUGGCCCGCCACAUAAUUUCACAGGUGCCAAAUUUUCUAUAUCGUUAGGAAGCUUUCUUUUUUUAAAAGUAUCGGCUGCAACCAACAUUUCCAGCAACUCCUGUGCACACAUCCUAGCUGGCUGAUGUGGCAGCGCCCCGCCCAGCGAACAGGGCUGCUGGCUGCCGUCACGUUAGAAGCUAAUGGUGCUCGGUAAUGCUGCAGCCCAAGGCAGGUGGCAGGGAUCCCAGGCCGAGGACGGCGUUUGGGCCGGGGUCCGGGUCCGCGCACGCCGGAGAACGCGGCCGCGUUACAAUGCCGCGGGCGGUGCCGUCUCGGCCGCCAUAUUUGGGCUUAUGGGAGCUCGCAGCGGACAAAAUCCUUCGCGUUUUUCCGCUUUCCAUUCUUCCCUUAGAACCUUAAAGGCGUAAAACUGGGUCCAAGGCAGAGAGCGGCGUAGGUUAUAGAGAAGGAACUAAAAAGGACCUCCUUGGGAGGGUGACGAGUGUGGACCUACCACGAGAGGGUGGCAAGGCGGGGGCCCCCCCGAAGACACUGAAGGACGCGCUGCUUCACGUGGAAGAAAAGGUUGGGCGAGACCAUCCACGGAAGGGGGCUGAGGCGAUACCACUUUAAGAGAGGGGGCGGUAGGACUGAGACUUGGAGGUGCCACUUAGCGGAAGCUCCGGCGAGUGUGGGAACCCGGAGGGCCCAGACGUUGGCCCACACCCCCGCUUUCUCCGGCCAUGAGCCGUGUGGUGCGGACCGAGCCGCUCCGCGGGGAGCCCCCCGUGCGGCUGCCUGGCGACCCCUUCUCCGUGGUGGUUCUACUUCGGGGCGAGGCAGCCCGGGGUCCCAUCCUCGUGGACACCGGGGGCCCCUGGGCUCGGGAGAGACUCCUGGAGGCCCUGGCGGGGCAGGGCGUGGCCCCCGUAGACGUGACUCUGGUGGUGGGAACCCACGGACACUCGGAUCACAUCGGGAACCUGGGGCUGUUCCCAAGGGCCGCUCUGUUAGUCUCGCACGACUUCUGCCUCCCCGGGGGCUGCUUCCUUCCCCACGGGCUCGGGGAGGAGCGGCCCCUGCGGCUGGGGCCGGGGCUCGAGGUGUGGGCCACGCCGGGCCACGGGGGCCAGCGGGACGUGAGCGUGGUGGUGGCGGGCACGGCCCUGGGCACCGUGGCCGUGGUGGGCGACGUGUUCGAACGCGAUGGGGACGAGGGCUUCUGGCAGGCCCUGAGCGAAGACCCGGUGGCUCAGGAGCGGAGCCGGAAGAGGGUCCUGGGCACAGCCGACGUGGUCGUGCCCGGCCACGGAGCCCCCUUCCUGGUGGUCAGGGAGGCCUGGAAUCCAGAAGCAGAGGGCCCUGAGGCCAGAGACGAGGAGCCCCAGGAGACACCGGACGCCUGUGAGGGCGGCCCUCCCGCCCCAGCCCCCAGCCUGGGAACUGAAGUCUAGGUUGAGAGAGGACCAGUCAGCCAGAGUCGGAGGGGCCAGGUGGUCACUCCCAGCGAGGACAGAGCGCUUCUGCCACCGCUGUCACCAAUAUCACCAUUUUAGCAGCCAAACUCGGACCAAGGAUGGACCAGCUGUGUGCCACCUCUGAGGGUUUCAUUAACAAAAUGGGAGACGAUUGGGAGAGUUGUCCCAAAUAAAAAUUGGAAACUACGUUGAAAAUCAUAGUGCCUUAAUGUAAAUAAAAAUUGGAAACUAC